UAUCAACAUUUAUAUAUUAAUAACCAAUUUUUAUACCAUUAUAAUAAUCUUGAAUAUAAAUGUAUAAACAAUUAAACUUAUAUCAAAUGUAACUAUUAUUAAUCUCAAUAUAAAUAUAAAACACUCAUACGUGGUAAUUUAAAUACCACGUAUGAUUAAAAGGGGGAAGGUACAUUAAUACAUUAACCAUUUGAAAAAUAAGCCUGAUGUAUUAAGCGGGCAAAGAUAAGAAGUAGCAUACCGGACAAGGUGUUAGAUUGCACCUUGGGAGAAUACCUUCCUCCUACGCGAAGAGUCCAAUCGUCCCUCCAUGUCGCAUGAUGUAAUAGCUAGGAAGUGUGUCUCUCUCUUUCUCCUUCUCACUCUCUCUCAGUGUCCGUCUCUCCAUACAAAAAGAGAUUAAGCGAACGUAUACAAAACAUCUAACUGGAUAAUUAAUUCAUUAAUCUUGCUCUAAUAAUUAAAAUAAUUCGAAUCAACAUUAAAUAAAUAAAAAUUAAUAAAUAAAUUAAAGAAAAAGAUAACAUGUAGUCGUUUUGCAAUCAACUUUAAAUAAUAAAUGUUUCCUAGCAACGAGACACCAUGCGAUAUAUCGGAAUUCACUAACAAACAAGCGAUACAUAUAAAUCUUCCGACCAAUAUUAUUAUUAUUAUUGUUAUUGUUGUUGUUAUUGUUGUUGUUGUUGUUGUUGCUGCUGCUGCUUCUGCUGCUGCUGCUGCUGCUGCUGCUGCUGCUGCUGCUGCUGCUGCUGCUGCUGCUGCUGCUGCUGCUGCUGCUGCUGCUGCUGCUGCUGCUGCUGCUGCUGCUGCUGCUGCUGCUGCUGCUGCUGCUGCUGCUGCUGCUGCUGCUGCUGCUGCUGCUGCUGCUGCUGCUGCUGCUGCUGCUGCUGCUGCUGCUGCUGCUGCUGCUGCUGCUGCUGCUGCUGCUGCUGCUGCUGCUGCUGCUGCUGCU
Molecule: messenger RNA, 952 nt
Organism: Monomorium pharaonis (pharaoh ant)
Lineage: Eukaryota; Metazoa; Arthropoda; Insecta; Hymenoptera; Formicidae
Product: ice-structuring protein 4-like
Exons: 1
Molecular function (GO): ice binding
Source: RefSeq, a predicted model, not a curated record